UUAGUUGGAAACAAAAUCAUAAAUCCAAUAAUCUGUUAGCACAGAUAAAAUACAAUUUACACUUACUAGAGUGAGAAAUUUAAACACAAAAUGGAUAUUACUAAAAAAAUUGAAGAAUAUAGAAAAAAGAAAGCUAAAAUCGUAGAAGAAAAACCAAUCGUAACAAAUGGAGGUGACCAAAAUAAAGAGCACCUUGAAAAGCUUUUAGACACAGAUGAUACCAGUUCGAUACUAUCCGAUGAUCUGCAACACUCUAUCGAGGAAUCCCCUAAUCACUUAACUUUAGCCAACAAGUUAUACUAUGGGUUGUGCUUCCUCUUUUGGAUUGUCCUCUACGUUAUUUUCAUAGAACUACAAUUCGGAACGGUAUUUUUUAUAGUAUCAUGUCUAGUGGGCAUUUACUUGAACACCAGAACAUCUCCCAAAAGAAAGGGAGAAAUCAGCGCCUACUCCGUGUUCAACAAAGAUUGCAAAAGCAUAGACGGAACCCUCAAAGCAGAACAAUUCGAAAGAGAAAUACGUUUCGGUCCCGGGAUGGUUCGUUGACUCCCUAAAAUUACUCAAUUUUAUUUAAACAAGUUCUGUGAUACAAGUGCGUCUGAAUCUGAAUUGUUCUCUGUAGAAUCAUACUUGGCAUAUUUUUUGCAUAUGGGACGAAAUUUCAUUUAAAAAUAGUAACUAAAACAAUUUUAUAUGUUUAGAUAACAAUGUUUAUAAUAUUAGAACGAUGUUGGAAAAUAUAUUUUAAAAUUUUA
This is a messenger RNA of Phyllotreta striolata, 755 nucleotides long. Lineage: Eukaryota; Metazoa; Arthropoda; Insecta; Coleoptera; Chrysomelidae. The record is from the annotation of a GenBank genome assembly.